AUGAAGGUCCUCAGCCAGGAAGAAGAGAGGGCGCACUACAACGUCGUCCUCAAGGGCGGCGCCAUUGGCGGCACCCUCGGCCUUGUCGGCGGCCUCGCAGGCACCAUGUUCGCCUCGCGACGCUACCCAGCCUUCCGCGCCCUGACGCUCCCCUUUCGCACCUUCCUCGUCACGUCGACGGCGACCUUUGGCGCCAUCGUCAACGCCGACCGCGAGUCGAUCAAGUUCGCCCACUCCAAGGACCCCAUGUACGGCUACCAGGACGCCUCGCAGCAGCGUGCACGAGUUGCGUGGUGA
This is a messenger RNA of Verticillium alfalfae VaMs.102, 297 nucleotides long. RefSeq lists its product as hypothetical. NCBI's taxonomy places the organism in Eukaryota, Fungi, Ascomycota, Sordariomycetes, Glomerellales, Plectosphaerellaceae. The transcript has 2 exons. The record is from RefSeq and is a predicted model, not a curated record. Bases 1 to 297 code for a protein of 98 amino acids.